Lactuca saligna is the source of this 483-nucleotide messenger RNA. The record is from the annotation of a GenBank genome assembly. Lineage: Eukaryota; Viridiplantae; Streptophyta; Magnoliopsida; Asterales; Asteraceae.
AUGGCGGUGGAUAAUUUUAUUGGAGGAGAAGGGCGGUAUUGUCUAUCUGCGGGUUUAAUUAUUUGGUUUCAAGAAACAGGUAUACAUAACACGCGAAGACUUCUCAGUGUCGAAAAACAAGUUGCAAUCGCUUUAAGAAGAUUAGCAUCUGGUGAAUCUCAAGUUUCAGUAGGAGCAUCAUUCAAUGUUGGACAAUCAACAGUUUGUCAGUUUACGACAAGAGAUGUAGAAAUAUUCAAAGGUGGCGCUGUAAAGGAAUCCCAAUACUUCAAAAGAGAAGUUCUUGAAAAAGGAUUACCAGGAAAAGGGAAAAUAACUUGUGAUACGGAAUUAUUUGGUGCCAAAAGAUUUUUAAUAUAUGUUGAACCCGUUUUCAGCGAAGAUGGAGAGAAAAUUGGUGUAAAUUACAUGGGCAUGGAAAUCACUGAUCAGAUAAAAAGGAGAGAAAAUAUGGCAAAACUCUGGGAAGAAAUAGCCGUGUAG